CAUUUUUUUUUGAACCAAACGACGGAACUCUUUUGGGUCUUGCCCAGCCCAACGCAGAAUGCAUUUUAUCUCCAACUGGCUUCUCCUUUAGGAAUCCAUCAUUCAUCAAUGGCAAACAACGAAGAAGAAGAGAGAACUCUGGAGGAGCAGUUGGAGCUUCAGCUACAAGAACAGAACGACUCUCUCCGCGACCUCACCGAAGCCCUCUCUUCCGAUCCUUCCAAUAUCGAACUCCUAUCGGUUCAAGAAGAGAUUAUACAGUCUAUCAAAGAAGUGGAGGAAGCGCUACUUCACCUGAAACGCGCAAGAUUACUAAGAGAAGUUGAUAAUGCUAUACAAGGGUCCAAACAUUUUUCUAAGGAUGCCGAGGUUGAGCCUCUUGAUUCAAAAGUUGUUGAAGUACAUCCCUUUCUGGAUCAAAAUUAUUCAGAUGUUGAAGCAGAACCACAUGCACUUGUGGAUCCAAAUUAUUCCGUUGGAUCAAAAUGUAGGUUCCGCUCUACUGAUGGACGAUGGUAUAAUGGAUUGAUUUUGCAGCUGGAGGGUUCUAAUUCUGCACUGGUUUCAUUCCUGACUCCCACAUCUGAAAGCAUGCUGAUGUGCAAGUUCUUUCUAAAGCAGCGUUGUCGGUUUGGUAGUAGUUGCCGCUUAUCGCAUGGUAUUCAUGUCCCAAUAUCUUCCCUAAAGAAGUUUGUCCCUACUGUAUGGGGUCCAUCAAUGGUAGGGUCCAGUAUUUGGGCUCUGGCAGAUAGCAAGGUUGGCCUUUGGAGAGAAGCUGAACUGGAAUCUUGGGACGAGAAUCUCAAACUGGGGCAUGUCGUAUUCCGGGAUAAUGGAAGCUUUGUAAAACUUGGGGUGGAGUCUAUUUCUCUUUCUGAGUAUGCAGAGGUGAGUGAUGAAGAGGAGAGUUGUGCAGGUUCUGAGCAGUGUGAUUCUAGUGACUAUGAGGAGGAGGAUAGUCCACAAGGAUUGGGAUUUGUAGGAAGUACAAACCUGCAAAGUGGUGUCCAGACAGAGACUACACUUUUUGCUAAGUGGGAGAAUCACACCCGAGGCAUAGCUUCCAAGAUGAUGGCAAAUAUGGGGUACCAUGAAGGAAUGGGGUUAGGUGCUACUGGACAGGGGAUGUUGGAUCCUAUUUCUGUAAGAGUUCUACCAUCAAAACAAUCUCUUGACCAUGCUGUUGAAGGUCAGAAAAAUGAAGAAGCAAAAGAGCAUCAUGGAAAGAAACGGAGUAGGGGAGGAAAGAGGAAACGCGAGAAAAGGUUUGCAGAAGCAGCACGGGCUGCAAAAGAGGAAGAGGAAUCAAAACCAGAUGUGUUCACUCUUAUUAAUUCCCAGCUUGCAGUUCAUGCUGAAAGUUUAAAUGGGAGGUGGUCUUCUUCGAAGAAGCAUGAGAAUAGAGGAAACGGAGGAGGAGAGGCAAAGAAAGAAGGAGGUAGGCGGGGUCUACUUGCUUAUGAAGAUGAGAUAAAAGAGUUGAGGAUGCGUGUGGAGAAACUGGAAGAGAUGGCGAAUAGGAACAGGAGAGAGAAAGUAGUUUUUGAAGCAGCUAUGAGGAAACUGAAUGAGACUCGGAAAGCUCUGGGUGAUGCUGAAGCUGCUCAUGCAUCUGCUUCGAGCCAAGUUGUGAAUAAGGAAAAGGAGAAGAGAUGGCUCAAGUUUUGAAAGAAUUGCUUGCUUUGCUUGCAUGUGUGGUGCGGCUUAUUUUGAUAUGGUAUAUGCAAGUGUAACUGUGUAAGCAAAGCCAGCCACGGCGAAUUAGUUAGUAGGUUUAAGAUUAAGUUUGAUAGUUCACAUUAUUAUUGUUAUUGUUGGUGAGAAUUGAAUUUGAUGGAUAGGAUAGG
Molecule: messenger RNA, 1847 nt
Organism: Ipomoea nil (Japanese morning glory)
Lineage: Eukaryota; Viridiplantae; Streptophyta; Magnoliopsida; Solanales; Convolvulaceae
Product: zinc finger CCCH domain-containing protein 18
Exons: 4
Coding region: 109-1668 (519 amino acids)
Molecular function (GO): nucleic acid binding; metal ion binding
Source: RefSeq, a predicted model, not a curated record